GCACGUCUCCGACGUCAGCGCAACCACUUCCGCCCUCACGCUCCGCGGGAGCCCCCGCCUCUCGCGAGAAGCGCGUGCGCGGAGCUGGCGGCUGCGGAGAAGCGGGGAGGGCGUCCCGGGUACCAGGUGUGCAGCGCAGCGGGGAUGGCAGACUUUGGGAUCUCGGCUGGCCAGUCCGUGGCGGUGGUCUGGGAUAAGCCCUCCCCGCUGGAGGCUCUGAAAGACCUGGUGGAAAAGCUGCAGGCGUUAACCGGCAGUGAGGGCCGAGUGUCUGUGGAAAACAUCAACCAGCUGUUGCAAUCUGCACACAAAGAAUCUAGCUUUGAUGUUAUUCUAGCAGGUGCAAUUCCUGGAAGCUGCACUCUGCACAGUGCUGAGGUUCUGGCUGAGAUGGCCCGGAUCCUUCGGCCUGGGGGAAGUCUGUUUCUGAAAGAGCCAGUGGAGACAGCUGUAGUUAAUGAGAGCAAAGUGAAGACGGCGUCUAAGCUGUGUUCUGCCCUGACUCUGUCUGGUCUCGUGGAGGUAAAAGAGCUGCAUCGGGAGUCCUUGAGCCCUGAGGAGAUACAGUCUGUCCAAGAACAUCUGGGUUACCAUAGUGACAGUUUGGUCUCUGUGCAAAUCACAGGCAAAAAACCCAACUUUGAAGUGGGUUCUUCUAGUCAACUUAAGCUUUCUACUGCCAAGAAGUCGUCUCCUUCGGUGAAGCCUGCUGUGGACCCUGCAGCUGCCAAACUCUGGACCCUCUCGGCCAAUGACAUGGAGGAUGAGGGCAUGGAUCUCAUUGACUCAGAUGAGCUGCUGGAUCCAGAGGAUUUGAAGAAGCCAGACCCAGCUUCCCUGCGGGCCCCUUCCUGCGGAGAAGGGAAGAAGAGGAAGGCCUGCAAGAACUGCACGUGUGGCCUUGCCGAAGAACUGGAAAAAGAGAAUUCCCGGGAACAGACGAGCUCCCAACCCAAGUCGGCUUGUGGGAAUUGUUACCUGGGCGAUGCUUUCCGCUGCGCCAGCUGCCCCUACCUCGGGAUGCCAGCCUUCAAGCCCGGGGAGCAGGUGCUCCUGAGCAACAGCAACCUCAGCGAUGCCUAGGAGGGACCCGCGGGCACACGGCUCCUCCGGCCACUCCUGCCUCAGACCCUGUCUCUGCAUGGGCUCCCUCUCUCCGAAACCCGUUUGCAGGGAGGGGCUCAGGCAGAGUGAAGCCGGCUGUGGGGUGCAGGGGUGUGUAGUGCUGCUGUGGAUCAAAAGACCAAGGUGUCCUGGGCCAGUUACCUGGGCGGGCCGGUUUCUUCAUAGUGUUAGGGAAUCGGAUGUGUCCUGGAGCGGUCCCCCUCCCAGGGUCAUUGUGCUGAUCAUAACACUCCGAGCCCAGGCUCCCCGAGUAUUAACUCCGUGACAGGGCCCUGCCCCUACUCUGUGCUCAGCGGGUGCCGCUAGUGUCUUACCGAGUUGGUGGCUUACUCGCCAUGCAGUUCCUGGUGACGUGAGUCAAGGGAUUCGUCACCUCAGGGCACCAAGGGAGUCACUCAGGGGUUGCUGUGAUCAUAGUCCCUGUACCCCUCCACCCCCACCCGUGUUUUCGUGUGUUGCACCUGUGCUCUGUUCAUCUGCAGUUACUAUUAAACUCGUGUACUUCCACGGA
Molecule: messenger RNA, 1636 nt
Organism: Myotis lucifugus (little brown bat)
Lineage: Eukaryota; Metazoa; Chordata; Mammalia; Chiroptera; Vespertilionidae
Gene: CIAPIN1
Product: cytokine induced apoptosis inhibitor 1
Exons: 9
Coding region: 145-1083 (312 amino acids)
Biological process (GO): iron-sulfur cluster assembly
Cellular component (GO): cytoplasm
Molecular function (GO): iron-sulfur cluster binding
Source: RefSeq, a predicted model, not a curated record